This is a messenger RNA of Caenorhabditis briggsae, 5661 nucleotides long. It is a transcript of the gene Cbr-hum-7, whose product is annotated as Protein CBR-HUM-7. The transcript is spliced from 29 exons. Gene Ontology annotation, biological process: intracellular signal transduction. The record is from RefSeq and is a predicted model, not a curated record. NCBI's taxonomy places the organism in Eukaryota, Metazoa, Nematoda, Chromadorea, Rhabditida, Rhabditidae. Gene Ontology annotation, cellular component: myosin complex. Gene Ontology annotation, molecular function: protein binding; microfilament motor activity; ATP binding. Bases 1 to 5661 code for a protein of 1886 amino acids.
AUGUCAUUUGAUUCCAUAUCAGCUGGUGCGAUGGGAUGUUUUCCCCGUCGAGCACAUACGAUAAAUGCAACAGACGAUGCACAUACACAUACAGUUGCAGUUUAUAUGCACAGUUUUAAUCCUGACUGUGAAAAUGAUACGGUACAUUUAGAAGUUCAUAAAAGAUGUACAACAGAGGAGCUUAUCGAGAAAGUUUUGGCUGGAAGAUCAGAGCUGGAAGGACAGUCGGUACAAGACUUUGACUUGUUUGAAAUGAUGGGAACACCCGAUGGACAAACAUAUAAAGAACGUCGAUUGGACCCUGGAGAAUAUCCUGUAGCCGUACAAGCAAUAUGGUCACGUCUUCCGGUUGUCGUUGAUAGUGCCACACCAAAAAAUCGAUUCGUUUUUCGGCAUCGAGGAUAUCGAGCAGCAACUGGAGGAACAAGAUUUGGAAGCGCUGAAGUUGCUUCUUCUAUUGAUGCCUUUUUGACGAAAUUCUUGGUUCAGCCACAGGAUCGAGAGUACGCGGAUCUUUGUAUGCUUCCUGAACUGACUGAACAAACUCUUUUGGAUAAUUUACGAGAACGAUUCGCCAAUGGACACAUUUACACUUACAUUGGUCCGAUUCUGGUCGCUGUCAAUCCUUUCUGCUUCUUUCCAAUUUAUAAUCCAAAAUAUGCCAGAUUGUAUUUUCAAAGUAAAAGGCUUGGAUCACUUCCUCCGCACAUUUUCGCAAUCGCUGAUGUUUGUUAUCACAACAUGCUCCGUAUUAAAGAAAACCAAUGUGUGGUGAUUUCGGGAGAAAGUGGAUCUGGAAAAACCGAGUCGACGAAUCAUUUGAUGUCUCAUUUGAUAUCCCUCUCUCAAAAAGGGUCAACUGGAUGUAGUACAGAACAGACUCUACUGUCAGCUGGACCAGUUUUAGAAGCUUUUGGGAAUGCGGUCACAUUGACGAAUAACAACAGCAGUCGAUUUGGAAAAUUCAUAAAAAUCAAUUAUAGAGAAAAUGGAAUGGUUUCGGGAGCCAAUGUGGAAAUCUAUCUGCUCGAAAAGUCUCGGAUUAUCUUUCAAACAAAAGGAGAAAGAAACUAUCAUGUGUUCUACUAUCUACUAGAAGGAGCCGAUGAAGAGGAGCGGAAAAAGUACUUCUUGUUGAAGCCCAAUGACUACAAGUAUUUGAAUCAGAACGAGCCAUUUGCACUGGAAGGAGUGAAUGAGAGGAACGAAUUCGAUCGAUUGAGGCAUGCGAUGAGCUCUGUUGGAUUUUGUGCCAAAACUCAGCAAACUAUUUUUGGAAUCAUUUCUGCUGUGCUACUUUUGGGAAAUAUCACUUAUAUCAAGAGGCAUGGAUAUCAUAGCGACGAGAGUGGAUACAUUGAAAAUGAAGAAGUUGUCGAUUUGGUCGCAAAACUUUUACACAUUAAAACGGAAACUUUGAUGCAAGCAUUGACUAUGAAACGGCAUGUUAUGAAGACAGAAACAGUGGUGUUGAGAUACAGUGUUUCGGAGGCAACAAACACUCGAGAUGCUAUGGCUAAAUGUAUUUACAACUCACUGUUCCAUUACAUCGUUUUGAGAAUCAAUCAAGCACUUUUGAAGAAAGAUUUCUCUGCUGGAAAGGGAUAUUACAUUGGGAUCCUCGACAUUUUCGGCUUCGAAGACGUCGGUGCCCAGUGCAACAGUUUUGAGCAGUUGUGCAUCAAUUAUGCUAACGAAAAACUGCAAUCCUAUUUCAAUCAACACAUUUUCCAGUUUGAACAAGAGGAAUAUUUAAAGGAGGGAAUUUCAUGGACGAAUAUUGAAUAUACGGAUAAUACGGAAUGUGUUCAGUUAUUCCAGAGUAAACCAUAUGGAAUUCUUCGCUUGAUAGAUGAAGAAAGUAAUAUUAACAAUGGAACAGAUGACUCGAUGUUGGCAAAAUUGAAUCAGUUUUUGAAGAACAAUGAAUACUACGAAACGCCACAGAAGAAAGAACCCGCCUUUAUCGUUGCUCACUAUGCUGGGAAAGUGAAAUAUCAGAUAACAGGAUUCCGAGAGAAAAAUAAGGACUUGAUGAGACAGGAUGUGUUGAAUGCAUUGAAAUCCAGUACGAGCUCAGUUAUGAAAACUCUUUUGGGUAUUGAUCCAGUGGCUGUUCACAGAUGGAAUGUGCUCAGAAGUGUGUUCAGAGCAAUGAACGCAUUCAAACAAUCGGCUAGGAAACUUCAGAAGAGUGAAUCCGCUGGACAUCUCCGUGUCAUGGAUUCCAUCGCUACCUCGCCUCGACGUGGAUCCGAUUCUGCUUUAUCCGCCUUCCUCCGAGGAGAACUUCGAUGUGAAGUGCCAGAUUUCUGUGAUACGAGUAUGUUCAACACAAUUAGAAAUCAAGCCAGAAGAACACCUGCCGGGAAGUCUGAUGACAAAAUGAGUCUCCUGAAGUCGUUGCAAAUUCUGAAAGAAGCGAUUGGAGGAAGAAGAUUGACUAAGAAACCUUCCUCGGUUUCUAAGCAAUUUGAGUAUUCAUUGACGAGAUUGAUGAGCACUUUGGCAAAUGCAACUCCAUAUUUCAUUCGGUGUAUCAAGAGUAAUAAUGAUAAGAUCGCCAACCACUUCGACGACAACAUAAUUCUCCGCCAACUCCGCUACACUGGAAUGCUGGAAACUGUCAGAAUCCGUCGUGCCGGAUAUUCGGUCAGAAUUGAGUAUCCCAGUUUCGUCCAACAAUACCGUACUCUCCUAAAAAAUGGAAGAGAUAGUACUGUAGAAGACGUGAAAGAGUUCAUUCAAUCGCACCCAUCACUGGAUAAUGAUAACAUUCAAUAUGGAACACAUAAGAUUUUUAUGAGAGACGCAGAGAAAUUGAUACUGGAUGAUCAUCUUCAUCGAACGAUUAUGCAGAGUAUUGAUACAUUGCAGAGAUGGUUUAGGACGAUUUUGGCAAGGAAGAGAUAUUUGAGAAUGAAGGAAGGAAUCGUAAGGAUUCAAGCAUUAAUUAGAGGAUCUAUAGCUAGAAAUGAAGUGAGGAGGAAAGCAUUGGCUGCUCAGACGAUUCAAUGUAAUUGGAAAACAUUCAAAGCUCGACAGAAAUAUGUAUCAACUAGAAACUCGGUUAUUGCAAUUCAAUCUGCAUUCCGAGGAGCUGCGCUGCGAAAAAAGAUUGGAGAAAUUCCAAAAAAUAUCGGGAACGGAGGAGUGAAUAAUAUCAAAAAGUCACCAUUUAGAGUCAGAAAAGUGCAUGCUGUCAAUUUGACGAAAUUCGAUUUAAAUGAUCCAAACUCGUUGGCUGCAUUCGCACUUUCUGAUGAUGAUUCUGAUAGUGAUAAAUCAACACAAGACGGAUUGGAUGAUGAUAUUUCAGAAGAAAGUGAUGCAUUCCAAGAUGACGAUGCUGUCGACGUUGAUGCAACAUUUAUUCUGGAGGACACAAAACUGAAAUUAAUUGAAGGAGCUGAGCUGUCGCAUCAUAGAAGACAAUCACUUGCUCCAACAGCUUCAACGACGAAAUUGAAAAUGUUGAGAAGAGCAAACAGUACAGAAUCGAACAAUUUCUCAGUUUCAAGAUGUGAUGAUUCAUUCACUUUUCAGUUGAGUCCAACUAAUUCCAAAAAGAAAACCGUUGGAACUGGAAAAUUAGGAUUCCAAAAAGCAAAAAAGAACCUGAAGGCGUUGUUUGGAAGGAAAGAAGACGAAGAAGAGCCAUCCCCUGGACCCAGUUUUUCCAGUGAAUUAACGCCGGAUGUUUUCAUUUCCAAAGAUCAUCAAUUUAAAAUGUCACGUCUUCAUCGACAGGAGAUUUGUGCACUGUGCAACCGACAUCUCACUAAUUUUAUAUCACAAGCACACAAAUGUCAAAGAUGUAAAAUGUGUCUUCAUAAGGAAUGUUUCGUAUUUGCUUCCUCGAUUCCAUGUAAUCCAACAUCUCCAGUCCGGUCACCAACCCGAUUGCACUCACCGAAAAGGCCAUGGGAUCUGAUGCCCCAUAAACAACGACAAUCAUCAUCUCCGAUUCCAACCACCGGAACAUUUAGUCUGACAAAAACCAAACAACAGACGGAUCCUGGAAAUAUGGUUGUUGAGUCAACGGAAGAUCUUCGUCAAUUUAGUGUUUUCAUUUUCAAUAAAACUUCCACAUUGUCAGGAACCACUUCAAAACGAGACACAAUAGUCGACGCGGUGUUCAAAAAGUCUCUCAAAUCGUUUCACAUGGAACUUUUGGGUUACGAAGCUGUGCUAUCCGUUGAUCAAUCAGUACUUAAAUAUCGUGACGUCAUCACAAUGUUUGAAGGUCUUCUGACAAAAACUUGUAUGGAAGAAAACGUUUCGUUCCCGACAACUUUGGGAGUGAAUGCAUUCAGAGGAUUUCUAAACGAGUUCAUGCAUACUCAAUCAAAGAAGAAGAGGGGAAAAGAGAAAUCGUCAAUGAUCAAGAAAGUUGGAAAGAAGCGCAGAAAAUCUGAUGUAACGGCGGUUCAUGCGGGUCACCGAUUCCGUGCGGAUGUUGUCCAUGUUCCGACGUAUUGUGAAGUAUGUAACCAGUUGAUUUGGCAUCACGAGAAACUAUUCAUCUGUGUUGCUUGUCGGAUAUCAUGUCACAAAAAGUGUCAGCCAAAAGUCACCCAUCCUUGUAGUCUGAUUGGAAAAACUAUCGAUCCACAGACAAAUGGAGGAAGAUUUUUCGGAGCCUCUCUGACUUCAAUUGUAGAUGAUGAUCAUACGGUUCCAACGCUUUUGGAUCGACUGUUUUUCGCAAUUGAGACAAGAGCAUUGUUUGUGGAAGGAGUGUAUCGAAAAAGUGGUUCCCUUCCUCAGGUUCGAAGCAUUCGGAAGGUUAUUGAAUCCACUCCAGAUGCCGAAUCCGUGAAUCUAGAAGAUGUUGGUGUCCAUGUCCUCACUACUCUCGUGAAGGCAUUUUUCCGAGAACUCGCCGAGCCGAUCAUCAUUUUUGAUCUCUAUGAAAACUUUUUGAAUGUUUCAGAAGUAGAAGACAUGGGUGAACGAGUUCGUUGUCUAUCCGUUAUGAUUGAACUAUUGCCCAAACCGAAUCGAGCUGUUUUAGAUCGUUUAAUGUAUCACUUGGCGCGUGUUGCUGAUCAGGAAUCAGUCAAUAAAAUGGGAUGUAACAAUCUUGCCUUAAUAUUCGGACCAUGUGUUCUUAGAAGACAAGAUAGUACUCAUGCUCAGGAACAAUUGAAUGACGUGGCAAGACAAACAGGCUGUGUUCAAACUUUGAUUGAAGAGAAAUUGAAACAAUACAAAGCCACACUGCAUAAUAUUGUUGAACUGGAAGAUGCUAGUCAUAAGGUGUCGGCUAACCUUCGGAAGAUUGAGGAACACCGUCGGAAUAGUGAACCUUCGAAGACAUCACCAAAUAUUGGAACUGCCAAACAACUAUUCGAAGAACAAUUGGAGUUUUUGGGGAAACAAAAAGAACGUCUUCUACAAGAACUUCCUCCUUUGGCUCCAGUCGCUUCUUCAGAAGAUCUCUCUUCAUCAGAUGAAAAUGCAAAUGCAUCUAGCUCUCUAUCCGUUGAAGAAUAUGCCCUUGAUCUCGAUGCACCGCCCGUAUUCUGUCUUUUAAAGUAUCCAACUAAGCUCCGCCCACCGGGUCCUUCACACAGAAGACGUCCCGAUUUAGAUCUUCGAAGAAAGGCGUUUGCUAACUCUCGUGGAAUUGUAUCAUUUUAUACACCGGUUGAAUGA